Molecule: messenger RNA, 3015 nt
Organism: Drechmeria coniospora
Lineage: Eukaryota; Fungi; Ascomycota; Sordariomycetes; Hypocreales; Ophiocordycipitaceae
Product: mitochondrial presequence protease
Exons: 1
Coding region: 1-3015 (1004 amino acids)
Biological process (GO): protein processing
Cellular component (GO): mitochondrial matrix
Molecular function (GO): metal ion binding
Source: RefSeq, a predicted model, not a curated record
AUGCUACGAAACGCCGCCAAUGCGGCCCGCAAGGCCGUGACGGAGCUCUCGCAGUAUCCAAAGGCAGGCGAACAGCUUCAUGGCUUCACCCUUGUGCGCGCCAAACACGUGCCUGAGCUGGAGCUGACGGCGUUGCACCUUCAACACGACAAGACGGGUGCCGACUAUCUGCACAUUGCGCGCGAGGACAGCAAUAAUGUCUUCUCCAUCGGGUUCAAGACGAACCCGCCAAACGACACCGGCAUCCCCCAUAUUCUCGAACACACGACGCUCUGCGGGAGCCAGAAGUACCCGAUUCGAGACCCCUUCUUCAAGAUGCUACCCCGGACCCUAUCGAACUUCAUGAACGCCCUCACGGCCUCGGACCACACCUUUUACCCUUUCGCGACGACCAACGGCCAGGACUUCAAGAACCUCAUGUCCGUCUACCUUGACUCGACCCUACACCCGCUGCUGAAGCAGUCGGAUUUUUCGCAAGAAGGAUGGAGGAUCGGGCCGGAGAAUCCUACGGGAGAGACGGAAGAGAGCAAGAAACUGGUGUUCAAGGGCGUCGUCUACAACGAGAUGAAGGGCCAAAUGUCGGACGCAGGCUACCUCUACUACAUUCGCUUUCAAGACCACAUCUUCCCCGCCAUCAACAACUCUGGCGGUGACCCUCAGAAGAUGACGGAGCUCACGUACGAGCAGCUGAAGGAGUUCCACUCUCAAAAUUACCACCCGAGCAACGCCAAGCUGUUCACGUACGGGGAUAUGCCUCUGGCCGACCAUCUGCAGGAGAUCAACGAUAGGCUCCAGGCAUUUGCCAGAAUCCAGGCAGACAAAACCAUCCACGUCCCGGUCGAACUGAACGGCCCCCAAGAGGUCACCCUGCAUGGCCCCCUUGAUCCGCUUGUUGACGUCCAGCGACAGUACAAGACAUCCGUGUCCUGGAUCACCGGCGACACGACGGACGUGCUGGAGUCCUUCUCUCUCGCUCUCCUAUCAACUCUGCUGAUGGAUGGAUACGGCUCGCCCUUGUAUCGGGGCCUGAUCGAGGCUGGCAUGGGCGCUGACUGGAGCCCAAACGCCGGUUACGAUAGCUCGGCGAAGCGCGGCAUCUUCUCCAUCGGCCUCACCGGUGUUCAAGAGGCAGAUGUGUCCAAGUUGAAGGGCAAGGUGCAGGAAAUUUUGCGCUCUGCCCGGGACAACGGCUUUGACCAAACCAAGAUUGAUGGCGCCCUGCACCAGCUGGAGCUCUCUCUCAAGCACAAGACGGCCAACUUUGGCUUCUCCAUGCUCAACAGGCUGAAGCCGAGGUGGUUCAACGGCACCGAUCCUUUCGACUCUCUCGCCUGGAAUGAUACCAUCGGUGCGUUUCAAAGCAAGCUCGGCCAAGGUGGCUACCUUGAAGGGCUAAUCGACAAGUAUCUGCUCAACGACCGCACGCUAUCGUUUACCAUGGCUCCCUCGGCCACCUUUGGCGAAGAGCUGGUCCAAGAGGAGCAGGAAAGGCUGUCGCAUAAGAUCAACGAAGCGAUCCAAAAGGCCGGAGGUGAGGAGAAGGCGCGGAAGCAAUUCGAGAGACAAGAAGAGGCACUUUUGAUGGAGCAGAGCAAGACCAACACGGAGGAUCUCAGCUGUCUCCCCACGGUUCACGUGAAGGACAUUCCCCGAUCUCACGAGCCCAUCGCGCUGAGGGAUGAAAACAUCGCGGGGACCUCGAUCCAGUGGCGCGAGGCACCGACCAACGGACUGACCUACUUUCGCGCCAUCAACACACUGGAGAACUUGCCAGACGACCUGCGGGAGCUGAUACCUCUGUUUACAGACAGCAUCAUGCGCCUGGGCACCAAGGACAUGACGAUGGAACAGUUGGAAGAUGCCAUAAAGCUCAAGACUGGUGGCGUUUCCGUCGGCUACCACUCGACACCGUCACCGACAGACUUUCGCCGGGCGAGCGAGGGCAUCAUCUUCACAGGCAUGGCUCUGGACAGAAACGUAUCUGUCAUGUACGAUAUUUUGAGCAAGCUGGUUCUGGAGACGAACUUCGACAGUCCCGAGGCUGCACUCCGGGUGCGGCAGCUGCUGCAGGCGUCGGCAGACGGCGUCGUCAACGACAUCGCAUCGUCCGGCCACCGUUUCGCCGUCGGGUACUCCGAAUCGAGCUUGACGCGCAGUGCUUGGCUGAGGCAACAGGUCGCUGGGCUUUCGCAGGUGAAGCUCGUGACCAGACUGGCGGGAAGACCGGAGUCCGACAAGCUCGAGGACAUCCUGGACAAGUUGAAGCGGAUCCAAGGGUUUGCACUGGCCAGCAACAUGCGCUCGGCCAUCACGUGCGGCUCCGAGAGCGUCAAGGACAACGCCCAUUCGCUGCAGCAGUUUGUCGGUAGGCUGCCCAGCGGAACCCGGACGAAGGAUGUGGCGCCUCGGUCGAUGCCGACAGAUAGGAAAUCCUUCUUCCCGUUGCCGUACCAGGUGUACUACGGAGGUCUCUCGGUGCCGACAGUGUCAUACACGUCUCCCGAGGGCGCGCCGCUGCAAAUCCUCUCGCAGCUGCUGACGCACAAGCAUCUGCACCACGAGAUUCGCGAAAAGGGGGGUGCCUACGGUGGUGGAGCGCUCUGCAAGCCGCUCGAGGGCCUUUUCGGCUUCUACUCGUAUCGGGACCCCAACCCGCAGAACACGCUGGGCAUCAUGCGAAACGCCGGCCGUUGGGCCGUCGACAAGGAGUGGACAGACCGCGACCUCGAGGAGGCCAAGAUAUCGGUCUUCCAGAGCGUCGACGCGCCGAAGGCGGUCAACCAGGAGGGCAUGGGCAAGUUUCUGUCGGGAAUCACGGAAGAGAUGAAGCAGAAGCGGAGGGAGCAGCUCCUGGACGUGACGAAGGAGCAGGUGAGGGAAGCGGCGCAAAAAUUCCUCGUGGACGCGACGGAGAGGGGUGACGAGCGGGUGGCGUUCUUGGGCGAGAAGCAGGCGUGGGUGGACGAUUCGUGGAAGCUUGAGGAGAUGAACGUGGCCGGCGCCGCGAUGGAGUGA